Molecule: messenger RNA, 2805 nt
Organism: Raphanus sativus (radish)
Lineage: Eukaryota; Viridiplantae; Streptophyta; Magnoliopsida; Brassicales; Brassicaceae
Product: WEB family protein At3g02930, chloroplastic
Exons: 3
Coding region: 689-2641 (650 amino acids)
Biological process (GO): reciprocal meiotic recombination
Source: RefSeq, a predicted model, not a curated record
UUUUUAUGUAGAGUUCUUAGCUCUUGUCUUUAUCUUGAUUUGUUUAUUUGAUUUCAGUUUUGUUCUUGUCUCCUGAGGGAGUCUUGUUUCUUAUUCUAUUUAAUCAGUGACUGUUUUAUUUGGUUUAUCUUUGAACCAGAAGCGGUAAAUAUUCCCUUUUUUUUAGCUACAAACAUUUGGUUAAAUUCAUGAUGCUUCUUGUAAAUAUUUUUUGUGAUAUGUUUUCAUGUGAGCUGAGAUUUUCAUAAUUUUGUUGUUUUAAUUAUCCGAAGCUGGAUCAAAUGCCUUGCCAAGAUUUUGAUCAGUGGACCCCAAAAAAACUGAGAUCUCUAUGCAGUAUAUACUUCAUGGCAGAGAAUCACUGGCUCUGUCUGAUGCAUUCAAUGUUGUUGUGCUUGUGUUACUUAUCACUCACUAGCAUUGAUUAUUAAAGUGAACUGGUGCAUCCGAAACCACUCUGAGCAAAUCAUCUCCAGGAUCUCUGAGAGUGCCUAAACUGACCCGCAUUACGACUAGAUCUGAACCUAAUACUCCUUCACCAACUCAACAACACUCACGACUUGACCGCUCUUCUGCUAAUUCAAAGCCUCCUUCUGAAAAGAGGUCUCCUAAAGUUCCAACUCCACCAGAAAAAACUCAAACACGGGCUGUGAGAGCAUCAGAGUCUCAUCAGCCUAGGUUGGUCCAGAUGAAGGAAGAUCUGAGGAGAGCGAAUGAGGUGAUAGCAUCGCUAGAGGAUGAAAAGGCUAAAGCACUUGAUGAGCUGCUCAAAGCGAGGAAAGACGCUGAAGAGGCUUCAGAGAAGGUCGAAGAGGCCUUGAAAGCUCAGAGAGAGGCAGAGGAGAGUUCCGAAAUCGAGAAAUUCGAAGCCGUGGAGGCAGGGAUAGAGGCAGUUCAGAGAAAAGAAGAAGAGAUGAAGAAAGAAAUCGAGAGACUCAAGAGCAACCACGCUUCCGAAGCUUCAGCUGCUCUACGGGAGCUGGAGAGAGUGAGGCAAGAGCUGGUGGCAGCUAACGAGGCCAAGAGCAAGGCUCAGAGCGAAGCAGAUGAGGCUACCAAGAUGGCUGCCAUCCACGAGGAGAAAGUGGAGAUCUUAUCCUCUGAGCUGAUACGGUUGAAGGCUUUGCUGGAUUCCACCAGGGAGAAGGAAACAAUCUCAAACAAGGAGAUUGCUUCGAAGCUAGGAGGGGAGAUAGAUGUUCUGAGAAGAGAGCUUGAGAAGGCGAGAGGUUUUGAAGCAGAGGUAAAGGAGGUGGAGAUGGUCGUGGAGAGGCUUAAGGGGGAGUUAGAAGCUGCGCAAGGUUGUGCUGAAGAGUGGAGAAACAGAGCAGAAGAGUUGGAGGAAGCUGAUGAGCUCAAGAGAUCUGCAUUGGUUUCUCUUGUAACUGUAAGGAAGCAGCUGGAAGAAAGCGACGGUAGAUUGGAGGGUAUGGAGUCCAAAGUCACUGAUCUCAAGGAGAAGAUCAGGUUGUUGGAGACGGUGGUUGCUAGGAAGGAGGAGGCUCUUGAGGAGUGUGAAGAGCGGUUGAGUGUUGCAGAAGUAGAGUUAUCUAAGGCCGAGAGAGAGCUUGAAACUGUGAAGGAGGAGGUGUUAAAGAAGGAGCGAGAUGCUAUGGAAGAGAGAAGCAAGCUCUUGUCAGAGCUGGGGAGAUGGAAAGAGGAAGAGGAGAAGAGCAAGAAAGCUAUGGAGAGUUUAGCUUCAGCAUUGCACGAAGUGUCAAGCGAAGCACGCGAGUUGAAAGAAUCUGAACGGCAAGUGGAAGAUCUGAAGCUGGUCAUGAGAGAAACGAGCGACAAGUACGAGAAGAUGCUGGAGGAGGCGAGGCAUGAGAUAGAUGUUCUCGUCAACGCGGUGGAGCAGACCAAGAGAGAGUUAGAGAGCUCGGUGGUGGACUGGGAGAUGAGAGAAGCGGGUUUGGUUAGCCAUGUGAAGAGAUUCGAUGAGGAGGUUUCUUCAAUGAGUAAAGAGAUGAACAGGUUGGGUGGUUUGGUGAAAAGGACUAAGGAGGAAGCUGAUGCGGCGUGGAAGAAGGAAGCAGAGAUGAGAGAUGGGUUGAAAGAAGUGGAGGAUGAGGUGAUUUAUCUUCAGGAGACUCUCAGGGAGGCGAGAGCUGAGAGUUUUAAACUGAAUGAGAAAAUGUUGGAUAAGGAGACAGAGUUUCAGAGCGUUGUUCAUGAGAAUGAUGUGCUCAGAGUGAAGCAGGAUGAGUCUCUGAAGAAGAUCGAUGAGUUAACGAGGCUACUAGAGGAAGCUUUGGCUGAGAAACAUGAUAAUAAAGUUGAGGUCAGUGAGAGCGAGAAGGACUAUGAUUUGCUUGAGUUCUGUGAGGAGAAUGGUCAUAGAAGUGUAGAAGAGAAGGACAGAGAAGAGAAAGAUGAUAAUAGAGUUGAAGUUGAAUUUAAAAUGUGGGAAAGUUGUGAGAUUGAGAAGAAAGAAGCUUUCCCCAAGGAGAAACCAGAGCAAGAGGCUCCAAAAGAAGAAGUAGAAGACCAAAGCGAGAAAACAUCACCUGAAAACAUGAAAGAAAGCAGAGAAGAUCGGGUGGUGAAUGAGGAGAAGGAGAAGAAGAUUAAGAAGAAGACUCUGUUUGGUAAAGUUGGGAAUCUUCUAAAGAAGAAAGGACCUGUGAAUCAGAGAUAAAAUGAAAAACAUCUCUUUGAUUUUUCACUACAGUUUUUUUUUCUGUGUGGUAUUGCUUAUUACAUGAUGCAGAUACACACAUCUCUCUUCAUAUCAUCUUGACUUAUUCCUAUGUGUUCUUAUAUUUUUCUUUUGUGUUUAUGGCUUCUGAAAUAGGUUUUGUA